Molecule: messenger RNA, 1122 nt
Organism: Petromyzon marinus (sea lamprey)
Lineage: Eukaryota; Metazoa; Chordata; Hyperoartia; Petromyzontiformes; Petromyzontidae
Source: RefSeq, a predicted model, not a curated record
UAGCCACCGGGGCACACCACGGGUACAUAGCCACCACCGCCCGGCCACGUUACAUUUUACGUCGCCACGCCUCCCGUGAUUGUCUACGUCUCCGAUUUCCCCACCGCCCGGGUUUAAAAGGGAGACGUGCAAGCGACCACUGAUAGCAGACUGCCGAGGCAAGCGGAAAUGGGGCCUCUGGCCGCGUGCAUGGUGGUGCUGGGGCUGUGGGUGCGCGGGGCGCAGGGUGCUGUUGCUGCCCGCUUAGAGGCAGACGUGAGCUUCCAGUGCUCCAAAUUCGGUAGCAGAGCAUCAGUGUACACCAAGAGGGCCGUCAUAGGCAUAGAAGGCGGCACUGUAAUGCUGCCCUGCGUCUUCUCGCUGACUAAUCGGACGAGCCAGGUCUAUGUGCAGUGGAGGGUGAGUCGCAUGAGUACAAUCAUAUUCACGAGCGAGACGAACUUCACUGAAGGGACUUUCACGGACCGGCUGGGGCUCGUGGGAGACCUUGGAAAGGGCCAGGCUAACAUCAGCAUCAGCGACCUGAGGCCUGUCGACAAAAACGUCUACCACUGUGACAUCCUCGAGCGGCCAACAAAGCAAAGCAACAAUUUGGUUCACUUUGAUAAUCACGGAACCUACUUGGACAUCCAGGAAGGUAAGGCGACGUCAUGGGCAGAAGUCUGCCCUCACACUCCGGCACUCUGCAAAUUAAUGAUAUUCCUGGACAAUGUUGCGGACAAUGGUCACAACUGUAAACGCGUUAAUUUUGGUAUGACAGUGCCAAAGUGAUAGAGAGUAUGUUAAAGAAAAAGAACAGUGUUCAUGAAGAUCGUUCUGUUAACAGAGCGCACAAACUUGGGUAAGCAGGUAGUCUCUGUCUUACGAUUUGAGUUGCCAUCGCCGUUGGCCACGAAGGAAGAAUCAGUGAUCGGUUUGUCCAAAUAUGGGUAGAGAAAAAGAAAAACCUCGUAUGAUCCGUUAUUCAUCAAAUGUACUUUAGGGACGAAUGGAACAGGAUUAUAUUUCUACAAGAUGUUGCGAAUAUGGCAUUGCAAAUCAGCCAAUACAUUCCCGUCAUGGCCAUAUGAAGUUACACUAUCAAUUCACCAGGUAUUUGUAUUAAACGAACUUCAAAUUCAU